AUGUGUAAACACAUACUCAACGCCCAAGUCUCCAUCCGCGCGCCGUGCUGUAAAACUUGGUUCGAUUGUCCAGAAUGCCAUGCUGAGACACAAACCCACAAGCUGGCGAAGACGGCUGAGAUGACUUUUCUGUGCAAAAAGUGUCGCAAGGCAUUCAGAAAAGACAUGUCUGUCUACGAAGAGAGCGACGAGUACUGCCCCCACUGCGAUAACCACUAUGUUAUUGACGCGAAAACCCCACAAGCGGUGGUCCAAGUGGAGGGAGAGGACGUUAGGGUGGAUGCGAGAAUGCUGAAAGAUGACCGCGUCAAAGUGUCGCAAGACAAGCCUGAGCUGCUCGAUGAUGACGAUUUCUUUGCCGAUCGAUUAGGCUGA
Messenger RNA from Mycena indigotica, 375 nucleotides. Its product is annotated as CHY-type domain-containing protein. NCBI's taxonomy places the organism in Eukaryota, Fungi, Basidiomycota, Agaricomycetes, Agaricales, Mycenaceae. The record is from RefSeq and is a predicted model, not a curated record. Gene Ontology annotation, biological process: protein import into mitochondrial intermembrane space. Gene Ontology annotation, cellular component: mitochondrial intermembrane space. Gene Ontology annotation, molecular function: zinc ion binding. The coding region runs from base 1 to 375 and encodes 124 amino acids. The transcript has 4 exons.